Messenger RNA from Syngnathus acus (greater pipefish), 2125 nucleotides. Its product is annotated as solute carrier family 22 member 21-like. Gene Ontology annotation, biological process: transmembrane transport. Gene Ontology annotation, cellular component: membrane. Lineage: Eukaryota; Metazoa; Chordata; Actinopteri; Syngnathiformes; Syngnathidae. Bases 190 to 1758 code for a protein of 522 amino acids. Gene Ontology annotation, molecular function: transmembrane transporter activity. The record is from RefSeq and is a predicted model, not a curated record. The transcript is spliced from 10 exons.
AAGUCACUCUGACAGCAAAGUCCACGGUAGCUUCCAUUAAUGUUCAACUUUGGAACUUUUUCACGUCUCUUUAUCUUCCAGAUCUCUAAAUUAGUGAUUGUUUAUUUAAAAGAUAAAGUCAUGCACGUGAGUUGACGCCUCUUUCAGGAGAUCGCAGACAUCGUUUUGAUUGCAGUGUGCCAUGCAAUAAUGUCGUGUGAGGAUUAUCAACACUUGGACAGGGUCGUGGCUAUUCUGGGAGAAUAUGGCCGCUACCAAAUUCUUAUUAUGGUUUUGCUAAGUUUAACGGUAAUACCGUGCGGCUACAUGGGAGUAAUGCCCAUCUUCAUCGCGGACACGCCGGCUUAUCAAUGCAGGAAUUGGUUGAAGUCCAUGCCUUGCGACGGGAAUUCUUCCAGCUGUUAUCCGUCCAAAGUGGAUGCGAACUGGAGCGAGGCGGUCGAACCGUGCAACGGCACAGAUCGAUGCGUGGAUGGAUGGAUCUUCAGUAAUGAGAGCUAUACUAUAGUUUCGGAGUGGGAGCUGGUUUGCGAAAAUGCAUGGAAGGUGCCCACCUCGACUUCGUUGUACUUUACGGGAGUCCUGUUGGGAUCCCUCAUCUUUGGUCAACUCUCAGACCGGUAUGGCAGAAAGCCUGUGCUUUUUCUCACCAUUUUGCUGCAUUCGGUCACCGCACUGAUCCAGGCCGCCUCUGUCAACUGGGUCAUGUUCUGUGUUCUUAACUGCAUGAGAGGACUGGGACAGGUGGCCUGCUUUACUGCAUCAUGUAUUAUCGGGUCGGAAAUGAUGGGUAAAUCUGCCAGAUUGAGUUUCAAUCUGCUGGGCCUGUGUGUGGCGACGGGCAUCGGUCUUGCCCUGCUGGCAAUGCUUGCCUACUUCAUACGAGGUUGGAGGAUGCUGCUUGUUGCUACCGCUAUCCCAAGCAUCUUCUCCCUUCCUUUUUGGUGGGUGAUUCCCGAGUCUCCUCGCUGGCUUUUGUCGAGAGGACGUGCGAAGGAGGCUGAAAAGGUUUUGCGCCGAGCUGCCAAGAUGAACCGAAUCCACCCGUCUGUGAUCAUGUUCAAGGUUGACAAUGACCCGCCAUUAUUGCAACACUCGAGUAAAGAUAAACAGACGUUUACAUUUAUGGACCUGAUACGCACCACUAACUUGAGGAAUAUUACAUGUCUUGGUUGUGUCACAUGGUUUGUAAGCUCCAUGGUGUUUUUCGGACUCGCUCUCAGUACGGGUAACCUGAAAGAGAAUAUUUACCUCAAUAACUUCAUUUCAGCAGCCACUGAGGCAGCAGCAUACAUUUUCACGUGGCUCUUGAUUAGUCGAGUGUCACGGCCCACACUUAUUUUUGCCUCACUGAUGUUCACAGGAAUGACACUCCUUGUGGUGAGACUUGUCCCGGAGGACAUGCAUGCCAUAAUCCAAGUGUUGGUUUUCUCGGGAAGGUUUGGUUCUUCUAUCGCUUACGGUUCUGAAUAUUUGUUUUUCUCUGAGCUGUACCCUACGGUGGUCAGGAACACAGGUCUGGGUGUUGUGGCCACAGCUGGACGCAUAGGCACCAUUAUCUGUCCUUAUGUCAUCUACAUAGGGGGUACCAAUAAGAUUCUCCCUUUUAUUAUUUUUGGUUCUUCAAGCGUCAUUGCAGCUCUUUUGAGUUUGUUGCUGCCAGACACGAGGAAUAGCAAAUUGCCUGACCUGAUCAAUGAAGCUAAACCCAGUCGAUGCUGUUUCCCUUGCAUGCAAGCAAGCGACAGCAAAGACUAAUGCAACGGCGCCCUCUGCUGACAAAUAAAUACACAUUUGCUAACAAAGGGAUAUCUAAUCUUGUAAAUAAAAAAAACGUUUUGUUCCAAAGUUGAGUUCACACUCCAUUGUCUAAUAGUAUCGAAGUCAUUGUUUUUGUGAUGUUGUUUAUUUUGCAUGAAUUUUGGUGCUCUUGGAAUCCCCAAACAGGGACUUGUGUUUUCAUAUUGUGGCGUAAAUAUGCAUUAACGAGUUGUAGCCUGCAGGUGGCAGUAUUUAGCCAAAACUAGCCAUCACUUCCUGUAUGACGGGACUCACUUGCCAGUUUAUUAAGUCAAAACCGUAAAAAGGUAACAGCGUUCAUUUCUGUUGUUUGGAGAAACUGUGG